AUGUCCGACUCUGCAGAGACCUUUACCAACAUCGACGCAGCCCUGACAGACGUCGUCGAGCCUGGCGCUGACGCCAGCCAAGCCAGCCAGAUCCAUCUGACGGCUCAACACCCCUUGCCGUACUGGCUGGUCAAUGUGCCGCGAAACCAGUGGCCCGCGACAUGUCCGGACUUUCUCAAGGGUCUACCAGACAAGAACAUUGAGAUCUUGGCCACGUUGGAUGCGGACUACCGGCGGCUGAAUUGGGAUGGAGUCAAAGACCUAGUCAGGACAAACGAUAUUGGCAAGUUCCAGCGAGUCCCCUCGGAUUUGCGGCGGUACUUGGAGUACAUGUUCUACAUCAAGCAAAAAUAUGGCUCUGUCAUGGACUUUGUUCUCACGGAGCGGCUGCAUUGGGAUGCAGACGACUUGAAGCCACGGGGUCCUGCAUUCGAACAUGAUGACGAUUUCAAGGUCCUAUACAACGACUGGCCCUACGGCCUCGACCGGGAAAUCGUGCAUCUCGUCAUAUGGACCAAAUUCGACUUGGACGAGGACCCUGCCACGGGCCUGUUGACGCCCUCGAUGUGGAAAAAGAUUGAUGAUUACAUCGAAAAGACGUUUCGCUCUCGCAUUUCGCCGGACCAUAUCAUCUGGUUCAAGAAUUGGAAGUCGCUCAAGUCCAUACACGCCCUCGAGCAUUUCCAUGUCAUGCUGUACAAGCCGGACAGGGAUUUCAUUGCGGACAUCACGCACGGCGACGUUCCUCUUGUUGAGAAGAUCGCCCAGGGCGCAUGA
Molecule: messenger RNA, 777 nt
Organism: Talaromyces rugulosus
Lineage: Eukaryota; Fungi; Ascomycota; Eurotiomycetes; Eurotiales; Trichocomaceae
Exons: 4
Coding region: 1-777 (258 amino acids)
Biological process (GO): N-acetylglucosamine metabolic process
Cellular component (GO): cytoplasm
Source: RefSeq, a predicted model, not a curated record